Columba livia (rock pigeon) is the source of this 6716-nucleotide messenger RNA. Its product is annotated as secreted frizzled-related protein 5. Bases 2353 to 3276 code for a protein of 307 amino acids. The record is from RefSeq and is a predicted model, not a curated record. Gene Ontology annotation, molecular function: Wnt-protein binding. The transcript is spliced from 4 exons. Gene Ontology annotation, biological process: canonical Wnt signaling pathway; non-canonical Wnt signaling pathway. NCBI's taxonomy places the organism in Eukaryota, Metazoa, Chordata, Aves, Columbiformes, Columbidae.
UCUGCAGCAAAAGCGUGAGCAGCAACAGAGACUGAGGAACUGUUAGAGUGGGAGCCUGUGGCCAUGGCAGGCCGCUCGUAAGAGGAAAAGAAAAAUAAAGAGGUGUGGGGGAAAUUUAGAAACUACUUAAGUAUGGGACAUUCAAAGGCAUUCACUGUUCUACCAGAAGACCUCUAAAAGAGCAUACGCCACACACCUGAGCUGCUGCAGGCGGGUAUUUUUACAGCAGUAGUUCCUAAAUGUUUGGAUCCAGGGGUCAAGCCCUUAAACUCUCUCAUGGAUACCACAAUGGACAAAGGAGUGAACAAACACGCGCAUAUCACCUCAUAUUAUCACUUCAAAGGUGACAUGUGGAUCGCAGUCUGGGAACUGUGGCUCUACAGGAAAAGAGGCCAAAACCUUUCGGGCGGGCGGAGGUGACGGCUGGGGUUUCAGGCUUCCACGCGCUCACGUGGAGAGGACGACUCUUCGCACAAAACCAAACGCCUUUCAGGGGAACCCGGCACAGUUCUCUGCUAUGGAACUCGGACAGCAAGGAGGCAAGUUCCAAACUUAUUCCCUCCUUUCAUUUCCAACUAAAAAUGGUCUUCAAAUACAAUUUUAAAGGAGAAGACACUGCAUAUGGUGGGCAGGUGCCAUGCUCCACACCCAGGUAGCAUCCCAGUAUAACCAGCUUGCUUUGGCAGCACACCACCAGCAGUGAUCAGGCAAUACCAGGACCCCAGAGGAGAGGAGAAAGCUCCAUGGAGACCUUAUUGCACCUUUCAGUGCUUAAAACAGGCCGAUAAGAAAGAUGGGCAUGCUUUAGCAGGACCUGUUGUCAUAGCACAAGGUUUUAAACUAAAGGAGGGAGAUUCAGGGUGGACAUGAGGAAGAAAUUGUUGCCCUGAGGGUGGUGAGAGCCUGGCCCAGGUUGGCCAGAGAGGUGGUAGAUGAACCAUCCCUGGAGACAUCCCAGGCCAGGCUGGACGGGGCUCUGAGCAACCUGAGCUGGUGAAGAUGUCCCUGCUCAUGGCAGGGGGGGCACUGGGGGAGCUGGGAAGGUCCUUCCAACGCAAACUGUUCUAUGAUUCUGUUCUAUGAUCCUUCUGGCCGAUGCCUGUCACUGCUGUGGAGAGUGUGUUACAGCUGCCGAGACUUUCAAAGGGGGAAAGAAAAAACACCCGAGCAGGACAGGUUUAAGUGCUCCUAGGCCCAAGGUCCUGCUCUUCAAGUCACAGCCCCACAGAGCUCCUGCAGGAAUGUGCCAAGGACACAUUACAUCUCCAGCAAUCCCCAAAGCGGGGGGGGGGGAAAUGAAUUACUUCCAUGACCUUAAAUCAACCCUAUCAGCACAAACUGUCAAUAAGCAGUUGGCUUCCUGCUUAGUACGGACCAGAACCAGCCCUGGAGAUAAAUGAGAUGUUCCUGGGAAGCCCCGGAAACACAAAUCAGCCAGUUGUAUCCCUAACACCCUCCAAGGAGAAAAUCUCUGCCACAGGCAGCACAGCGUCCUGGUGCCAGAGGAAACUUCAGAGCCAGAGAUGCCGCCGGACGGUCUGAACGUUGUGGCACAGCACCGGGUCCAAAUGAACCCCGAGUGCUGGCAAGCAACACCCCCAGUAUUUCCAGUUCCCCAAACUGGGCUACAACAAUGACGGCUUCUGGAAUCUUAAUUACGUGCUGGAGGAAGGACACUCCCACUCUUCAGCGGUCGUAAGGGGAUUUUGUAAUGAAGGAAAGAUUCUGUUAGCCAGAAAGCACACUCUUGUCAGGCAGGUUGUAAGGUGAGGGGGUUUCCAGCUAAUCUCAUCUGCAAACAACUCGGCUCCACAGCUGCAAAUUAGUUCCCUCCGCUCUCCGAAACAGUUAACUUCUGGCUGUGAGACCAUCCUAUCUCUCUGCCCGCUCAACAAUAGAUCCAGCUAAACAAAUGUCUCCUAAUUGACUUUGAGCAACACUUGAUUGCUUUUACAAAAAACAAAAGAGAGGAAAACAUCGGGGUUUAUGAAAUAAUGACUAAUCCUGGACCAAGAGAAAGGGGAUGGGUUUGAGCGCUGGUGUCAAACAGAGAUUCAAUCUCGGCUGAAAGAGCCCCAAGACACAUGGGCCAAGUCAUUCAUCCCUCCCCAACUGCCCUCAUUUCCACACCUGCUGAUCUAAGCCAAACCCCUGCUAAAAUCCAAACAAUCGGGGCCGCUGGCAAACGAAAAUUGGACCAUUGUCUUCCCCAUGAGGGCUCUGAAAGGGCUGCACUUAAUGAGGAUGGAUUGACAGAGAGGUGGCUCGUAGGCUAUAAAAAGGCGUCCCGCAGUCGGGAGCAGCUCAGUCCGGGGUGCACAGCCCGUUCUCCCGCUCCAGCUCGCUCCCAGCAUGGUCGCCCCUCGCUCGCUCCACCACAGGAGGUCGGGUGGCCCGUGGCUGCUGGGUCUCCUGGCGCGGCUGCUGCUCUGGGGCUCCCCGGGAGCCCGGGCGAGCUACCUGCGGAGAUCCUCCAGCUGCACGCCCAUCCCGCACCGCAUGGCCUUGUGCUACGAUAUCGGCUACUCCGAGAUGAGGAUCCCCAACCUGCUGGAGCACGAGACCAUGUCGGAGGUGAUCCAGCAGUCCUCCAGCUGGCUGCCCUUGCUGGCCAGGGAGUGCCACCCGGACGCCAGGAUUUUCCUCUGCUCCCUCUUUGCACCGAUCUGCUUGGACAGGCUCAUCUACCCCUGCCGCAGCCUGUGCGAGGCCGUCAAGAGGAGCUGCGCGCCCGUCAUGGCUUGUUACGGCUACCCCUGGCCUGAAAUCCUGAACUGCAACAAGUUUCCUGCGGAUCACGAGCUGUGCAUCGCAGCGGUGUCCACCGAUGAGAAUUCCUCCAGCAGGAGAACAGUGCCCCGAGCCAGCUGCAAGGACUGCGAGCUGGAGGAGGCCAGCACUGCCAGGGAGAUCCUGGACAACCUCUGUGCCAACGAUUUUGCAGUGAAAAUCCGGAUCCUGAGGAAGAACGUGACCACCACCAUCUCGGACUUCGACCUGGACCCCUCCAGGGUGGAGGUCCUGAAGCACGGCCCGCUCCUCCGAACUGAAAUCCCCGGCAGGCUCCAGCAGUGGCUGGACAUCGACGCCACCUGCGUCCACAACAUCAUGAGGGGCACCCACGCGGGCGUCUUCGUUGUGAGUGGUGAAGUACAGAGCGACAAAGUGGUGGUGAACAAGGCCUACGCCUGGCAGAAGAAGAACAGGAACCUGCACCAGGCGGUGCGGAGGUGGAAGCAUCACCGCUGCCCCGAACAGGCCGGCCGGAAGGUCUGAAAAAAUAUCCCAAUGGCAACAAUAAGAAACUGCUCCUUUCCCUAUGGCUAGAAAACUCCUUUCCCUGGCAGCUGGCGUUUUGGAGAUGUACAGUCAAUAUUUUUAGGCGAUUCAAAGCAGUCAUAGUCCACAGAUAGGGUCUCACUACAGAUUCCUGGUUGACUGGGACAGAGCUUAAGGAUGCAAAUUGAAUAUAUUCCUCUCGCAAGGCUCUGCAGAUCCAGGUCUUGUGAUGGACGGCUUUGUGUGGGAUCCGACAUCACAACAAAACUGAACUGAGCUCCGCAGGUGAGUUCUAGAGGUCUAGAAGAGACCUGUCAUAAUAGUUCCUUCUGGUUCUCAUCGAAGUUGAUAGCCCCUUCAGCAUUUUAUUUGACCCCGAGACACUGACGCUGUCCAAGCGCCUGCUUGCUUUCUGUCCAUAGAGGUUACACGGAAGUCUCCCUGACUGCUAAGAGAUGCUUUUUUAUUUAAUGGAAGAAAUACUUUACUUUUGAACAGUCUGAGGAUAAUUAAAGGGGAGAGGAACCCACCCACACAAAGCCCAAUCCCUUAAAAAAUGAAUGCUAAACUCCACAGGCUUUCCGUUCCCCUUGCUGCGCUGAGUGUCGAUGAGCAUCCGCACAGGUACACGGAAAGAGCUGCUCUCAAGUGGGAAAGGCCCAGAGCAAAGAGCUGAGGAUUGCUGCGUAACAGGGAAAAACCAUGUUUUAACUUCACAAAUUAAGUCUGGAUCAGAAGAUUCUGGUAACUGGGGAACUACCGAAGAUAUCACAAGAGCCCUGAGAAAGCAGAGCAGGACAUGAGCCGUUUAAACCUCUGCACUGGUGGAGAGCAGCUUUGCUUGGGGCUCAGGGUGAGUCCCAACCGCGGCAUGGCAGCAGACACCCACAGUUCUGAUAUGGGGGGGAAGAAACGAGGGGGAAGAAACGUUACACGUCUGCCCAGCCUUCCCCUGCACUAAAGGGAGAGAGAAAAGGUGGCAAACCUCAGUCUCACCAAGUUCUCGGCAGCUCACACUCUCACUCAGGUGAGCAGGGACCGUAAUUCCCUGCGGGGGUAAACACAGCGACAGCUCCGGCACUCCGACCACAGAGCAGAAAACAGCAAAUCCCCAAAGAAAACAGGUUGAAUUUCUACUGCCUGACAGAGCACUGUCCGUGGAAAGUUUUCUACACUGGAUUAGAAGUGGGACUAAAAUAAGAAAAUAAGGGGAAAAACGGCUUUUGGGAGAAAGUGUUGUGCCUUGCUCAGGAGCCUGCAGUGUGGGUUGCGGAGCGCCGCUCGGUGCGAUGGAGGCACAUUGCCUCCCUGUGCUCGCCAAGCUCACCAACACCCCGCGACAACAUCUCCCCUUCGCCUGCAGCGUGGGCUGAGACCAGCACUCAGACGCUCAGGCUGAAAUUCAGCUGCGCCCUGACAUUCGUGCAGCGAUUCCUUCUAUUCCCCGAGGCUCUGAAGAAAAAACACAAGAGAUUUCCUAUUUUUAUUCCUCCCUACUGCCUUGUUUUGCAAACUGCCGCCCCGUUCACAGAAUCCGCUGCCAGGUGGUCCCUGCUACGGCAGGAUCUUCCAAACAGACUGCGUUUGGAAAACACAGCAGAACAUCUAAAAGCUCUGAAGGUUGAAAAGGCUUUGUCCGAUAUUUGUCUUCCAUUAAUAGGAUUGUUUGAUCACUAGUGUUUCCUAACUAAAAAGUGCACAGAUGGUCUGACAAGCUUUAGAAAUGACAUCUCGUAGCCAGAGCGGGGGGCGGUAAAAAUAGGGCAGGGACUUUUUCACAGCUCCAUGAAAUACACUUGGGUUCAAUGCAGAUGACUUACCCACAUUCCAAAAGUUCCCCUGCGGUGCCCAGUGCCCUGCCACAAAGCACAGAGCUCACAAUUAAAUCAUUAAUGAGCCAUCCGCUGCUGUAGUCCCAGACAGCCUGCUCUGCUGAAAGCAAAAAGAUCACAGACCAGCCACUUAUUCCCUUAAACUGUCUCUCGCAAGCCACAACACUUUGCGUUAAGGAAAAGCCCCAAAAAAUCAAGAGCCCUUUGCUAGCAACCUCUGGGCUUGCCUAAUGCAAACAAGUUAAAUACACACUUCCACUAAUUUAAACGAGAGAGAUGCAAUGAAUUAGUGUUUUUUAAACCAGUUGAUUUAGAUUGGUACUGUUUGCACAGCCAGUGAAGUCUCUGGAAGUCUUUAGAAGUCAGAGCUGGCUCCUGGCAGGUUCAUCCGGGAGAUAAGAGCUGUCUUGCGACUUGCAGUUUCUAAAUAAGUGACUCCUUAUCAGAGGACAAAGGAGAAGAGACUCGUGCGGCAUCUCCAGUGCUGAAUGUCCUCAAUGCCAUCCCCAGGGAGCAAAGCUGCUCUUGGAGCACACAGAGGUGCCGGAGUGACGAGUUAAAACGUGUGGGAUUAGUGCUGCUGGGACCAACCUGCCUUCUCUCAACUUCAGCACCUUCCUUGCAGGACAGGAUCAACUCUUUUAAGCAGCACCAGCAGGGCAGAGAAGGUGGAAACUAGAGUUUUCCUAAGUGAAAAUCAGAGCAAUUGCUCCAGACCGUGGUUCUGGUAAUGAUGUCAGCUUUGGGAAUGCUGUGGGAUAUCAGUUCCAGGUUGGUGUGUCUGUUUACUGAAUGUCAGACAGAAAUCCACUUUGAAAUUUGCAAACCACAAGUACCACAUAUGUAGAAAUUUAUAAAGAACUUUGUGUAUUUCUUCCAGAUACUUACUGCAUUAAAGGAAUUUAAUAAGGAACCUAUCUGAUUCAUGAGCAGGCUUUCAGUGUGUAUAAUCUAUUUGGAAUCAGAAAAAAACCUAUUAGAUUAUUGAGAAAGCAUCUAAUGAAGACUCUCAAUACUGUCUUUUCAGAGACAACAGGUAUUCUCCGACUCUGCAGUAGCAGGAAUUUUGUAAUCAUCUGUCCCAAAAAGUUAAUUUGUAUAUUCUCAGUGGACUUCUAGAACGCAGAGUUCAAUUAAUGAGACUCUACUAGUGCCAGCAAGAAUCACAGAAAGGUAAAGAAGGUUUUAAAGUAUCUGAAAGCCAGACGGUUGUGUAUGAGAGCAGCCAGAAAUAAAGAUAAAUCUAGAACAGGACACAAAAUCAUGGAAAGUAUUAAGUCUGUUGUGUUAAUAAUUUCCUCGGUACUGAAGCACGAACACUAAAUUGCUUUAUCAUCAUUUAUUACCAAAAGUUUACGGAUCUCUUUUCCCUUCCUAACACUGAGCAGCUUCUUUGAGGUCCUCUUCAGCGAUCCUCUGCCUCUUUGCAGCAUUUUAAAGAGAAUCUGAAAACCCUGGAAAGGUUAAUCCUCCAAAUCCUUCUCAACGGGCCACCCAGAACGAGUAACCUCUGCAAACACCGUACAUCCAAAUGCCUUAAACAAAAAUCACGCUCUUUCUAACGCAGCCCCAAGGAAAAGCGGCACGGGGAGGAGAAGCAAACCA